This is a messenger RNA of Cladocopium goreaui, 432 nucleotides long. The record is from the annotation of a GenBank genome assembly. Lineage: Eukaryota; Dinophyceae; Suessiales; Symbiodiniaceae.
AUGGGCUGUUCCAGGGGCAAGGAGGACAUGGUUGGCCAGCCCUGGGCCCGCAGGGCCGGUCCAGCCUUUGGAUAUCAGCAGCCCAUGUAUGAUCAGUGUGAUCAGUAUGCACCAGCCCAUCCUCUUUGUCAAGGUCCCAGCUACAUGCAGCAACCAUAUGGCAAUGGCAUCGGCUACCAGCAACCCCUGCCAGGGUAUGGUGACUAUGCGCAGCCGGCUGUUCUGCCUCAACAAAAUGCCUAUGCAUCCUAUGGAAACGACUAUGACAUGCAGCAACGACAGGAGAAUGGUUCCAGGAUGGCUAUGGCUGCUGCUGGAGGCUUGGCUCUGGGUGCUGGUGCGGUCUUUGCAGCGGAUCAUGCGGGAGACAUCGCUCAUUUCGCGGAAGAGGCCGUGGAGGAUAUGGGCGACUUCGCGCGAGACAUCUUCUGA